GUGUGCAACAUGGCGUCUUCCGACGUGCACGUCCGAAUUUGCGAACAAGAAAUAUUAAAAUAUGACCUGGAAGUCAAGGCUCUCAUCCAGCAUCUGGGCUUGUGCUUUUAUCCUAUCCUUUUGCUGGUAGUGAUCCCAUCAAAAUGGUGUGUGUCAUGUUCUACCAGGACAUUAACGAGUGCAGAGGUCCUCAAAGCAAGUUGACGGAACUGAACGCUGACGUGAAAAAGAGUUUUCACAAUCUACGGUUGCGCAUACAAGAUUUAGAGCAGAUGGCAAUGGAGCAGGACAAAGAGUCUGAAAAGCUGGCCUUGAUCAGUCAAGUACAAGGACACAGGAAACAGAUGCUGAGCAACCAGACUGCCUGGAGGAAGUCCAACCUGGCCAGCAAAUUGUCAAUCGACAAUAUGGAGAAGCAGGCGCUGCUUAGUGGAGCUGAUAGUGGCGCCAGGCAGAGGAAGACCACCAAAGAAGGCCUGGCCCAGACGUCCAGUGACAUUACAAAGAAUCUGAUGAGCAUCAGUCGAAUGAUGGCCCAGCAAGUUCAUCAGAGCGAGGAGGCGAUGACCACACUGGCAACCUCGUCCAGGACCAUCCAGGAGGCCAACGAUGAAUUUAAGACCAUGACAGGAACCAUUCAGCUUGGGAGAAAACUCAUCACCAAGUACAACCGCAGAGAGCUCACUGAUAAACUGCUCAUCUUCCUUGCGCUGGCCCUCUUCCUCGCCACAGUCCUCUACAUCUUGAAGAAGAGACUCUUUCCCUUCUUUUGAGGAGUGCAAGCCAUGACCACAUUCCAGUACUUUCCCCAAGUGAGCGCAAAUGAUUUCAAACGUCCUGCAUGUUUUGUUACCUCGCUAGCUUCUGCUCACUGUCUCCAUUUAGUAUGUUGAACGAAAUACUGCACAUCACGCAAUGGAUAGGUUAUAUUUUUCUAGAAAAAAAAGAAGAAAGAAAGAAAGAAAGAAAGGGGGGGAGAGGACGGACUUUUAGCAUAAUGUGUGUCUGAAGCCUCUGUAUGUGAAACUUGUUCUCUCAACCAGUGCCAACAUAAACCACUGUAGUUAGUACAAAAUCCACAAAUAAAGACACAAAUUUGACUAAACAUUCAUGUAGUAUGAAAAUAAGAAUGACCUUAUGACAGUAUAGAUUUUUGGGCAACAAAGUACUCCUGAGAAUAUAUUGUUCGUGUGACAAUGGUGGUCUCUAAAUUUCUCUCUCUUUUUUUUUUUGUAAUGGUUCAUGUUAAAAGUCUCUGCAUUUCUAUCAACUAUCAAUUCUCCAAUCAAAUAUGCACAAAUUAUGUACUUAUCUAAUGCAAGUACCGUGGAACCUCUGAAGUUAAACAAAACCGAAUUCCAUAGAAAAUAAUGGAUAGAAAUAAUGUUGCAAUGAUAAAACCUUUAUUAACUGUAUAGCCAACUAUUAAAAGAAGUCUCCCGCUCUUUGAAUUUAAAUGUAAAAACAACAAAGUCAUUCUUAUCUUUUUUAAUGAAUCUCACUUUUUCGCAUAGUUAACUGCUGCAUGGGUGUAGAAAGCAGUUAACCUCUGUGAACAAUAAUAAUAAUAAUCACAACAUAACUUGUUAUAGACCAUUCUUUUGGUUUAAGGGUAAGCAAAAUAUCCUUUAAUGAUUGUCUCUUAAAAUAUGCUCAGGUCUCGUGUUUCAUCAUCCACAGCAACAGUCCUAUUAAAAUAAUUAGCAAAAAGCCAAAGAAAAAGCAAACCACACAUAUCCAGAAUGAAUCCUCUAAUGCGGUUGGAACUCUGAAAUUAGAGGAAUACUCUUCCUAAAAACUUUGAAAUUGUACAACCUCAGGACUGUUUGACUUUAGAGGUUUCGCUGUGAAGUGCUUGAGCAUUUUAAAGAUGAGAAACAUCACACUUUUGAACCCUUUUACAUUUCAAACACAACUCUUCAUUGCGUUUUACUCCGAUUUGGAGCGUUCAGUGUGUUGGCGCCUCACAAUGCACCUGUUAAUCUUGCAAGCCGAAAAAAUGCAUGUCGCUGCGUAGCCAUGAGCGUCCGUGAAUGACCGAGACAGAACAGCGCACGUCCCUGUCUUUCUUCAGAUAAGACCCGGAAAAGCAAAGUUUAUCCCGCCCGUUUUUCCCCUCUCCAAUGUGGCUUGAGUUGUGAUGGUGGGGGAUAUUUUUGGUGUGUGGGGAUUUGUUAUCUGACGUCGCCUUUUCAGCACCUCGUAGGAGAGCGUGUCCAGAGGAGCUGCGUGACCUCGCUGCAAUCAUCUCACCUUGCCAUCAUUUUGAAUAUGUUCAUGUUUAAUGAAUAAAUAAUCCUUCUGCAUGAA
Molecule: messenger RNA, 2310 nt
Organism: Phyllopteryx taeniolatus (common seadragon)
Lineage: Eukaryota; Metazoa; Chordata; Actinopteri; Syngnathiformes; Syngnathidae
Gene: bnip1a
Product: BCL2 interacting protein 1a
Exons: 6
Coding region: 144-773 (209 amino acids)
Biological process (GO): retrograde vesicle-mediated transport, Golgi to endoplasmic reticulum
Cellular component (GO): endoplasmic reticulum; SNARE complex
Molecular function (GO): SNAP receptor activity
Source: RefSeq, a predicted model, not a curated record